AUGUACGUUUGUCUUCGACUCGCUAUAACUCCGCUUUGGGAGUUUCUCUCACAUCGCGACACGCUAAUAACCAAGCUGCCUUCAACCCGCAUGGUCCUGCACUCUCCCACGCGUUCCAAAUUUCUCUCAACCUGCGCCCUCACGAUGUACGCAACUACUCUCUUGAUGGCCACGAUGGCUGUCCUGGUCGUGUUACUGUCCCCAUCGACUGCGACCAAGAUUCCGGCACCGAAGCCUCACGGGCGCGAUCGCACGGUGGCUCAUCAGCGCUCUUGGGUUGUGCAAACCGAACGCCGGGAUUCGAAACUGGCCAUCUCGCUGUUCAUACCUCUUCUAGAGAAGCACUGUACCAAGUACUGCGAACACGCCUACAUGCCCCGCGACACGUCCAAAGCCGCCAACGCCCAAUUUUUCGGAAACGAGAAUGCAGACGUCUUUGAAAGCCUCACGUUCGACUCAUGCUGCGCGGGAUCUACACCGAUUGAGACGAGGGAAAUGAAAGUCUUGGUUCUCGAGCCUGGCGCCAACGUUAGCAGGAUGAUAUACAAUCAGCUAGCGCGACAGCUUGCUUCCCUAGAUAUCGCUGUCGUGACAAUUGAUCGCCCUCACGAUGCCCCUGUCGUCGAGUUCGAAGACAGCGUUGGAGUGCCCUCGACAGGCAACCGCAUGAUCAAGAACGAGGGUGGCUUGAACCUGGAUGCAUUCUCUGUCAGCAAAGAAUGGAACCAAACUUUAAUGGAUGCAUUCCACUCCCGCAAGAACGAGAUCCACUUCGUGCUCGAUCAAAUCUCGGAGCCCGGCUUCCUCGAGAAGCACUUUCCUGACUUCAAUUUCACGUCAAAGCUAGAUACCAGUUCUGUGCACCUAGUCGGACACGGCUUUGGGGGUGGCGUCGCGACGUAUGCUGCAGCACUCGAUGAUCGCUUCCAAUGGGCGAUCAACCUUUCGGGGAGCAUACCCACCAUUACUCAAGAUGCGUACAACUACAUCGCAUUCUUUGGCCGCGAGGGCUACACGCGGAAGGAUGAUCCAAACUGGCAGGCUUCCAUCAAGCAUAUGGCAGGGCGCUUUGCGGAAUGGACGUUUGAAAGCGCAGAGCAGAUGGAUUACACGGACCUACCGUUGGUGGCGUCGAUUGCUGGCGGAAAUGUGCGUGCAAAAGGUACAGGAAGCAUUGGUGUUUGGGCGUUCCAUUGCACGAGUUGUUUCUUGGAAGCGUAUGUGAGGGAUACGCUGCAGGGAGAAGGAGGCGAACUCACCAAGUGUCUUCAAAUCCCCCAAUGCAGCAAAAUGCGGCCUUAUAGCGGCUGA
Molecule: messenger RNA, 1311 nt
Organism: Periconia digitata
Lineage: Eukaryota; Fungi; Ascomycota; Dothideomycetes; Pleosporales; Periconiaceae
Source: the annotation of a GenBank genome assembly